This is a messenger RNA of Ricinus communis (castor bean), 736 nucleotides long. RefSeq names its product 39S ribosomal protein L54, mitochondrial. The record is from RefSeq and is a predicted model, not a curated record. Gene Ontology annotation, cellular component: mitochondrial large ribosomal subunit. Gene Ontology annotation, molecular function: structural constituent of ribosome. The transcript is spliced from 2 exons. The coding region runs from base 155 to 547 and encodes 130 amino acids. NCBI's taxonomy places the organism in Eukaryota, Viridiplantae, Streptophyta, Magnoliopsida, Malpighiales, Euphorbiaceae.
UUCAGCGUUUAAUUUGUUCUAUCAAACGACGUCGUAUUGAUCUGGUUAUAGGAUAGCCAAAUUCUUACUCGACGCUCUCAUUCUUAUCAGUUUCUAUCAGCCGCCCGCGCCGCCAUCCUUCUCCGGCACCACCGUUGUCAAAGCAAGAGGAGUUAUGGCAAUGCACUGCAUCAAAUCAUUGAGAGGUAUUGUGAUCACUAAGGAGGCAAUCAGAAUAGUGAACCAGCGGACAUUUGCUACCAGCAAAGCGAAAAAAGGAGGCAAAGGGGGAGCAGCAGCCGAUGCACAAAAGGAAACACUUAGCAAAGAAGUUAAGUCUACCACUGUAGUUGGUGCCAACAUUCUCAAGGAUGGAGCAGAUCCCAAGAUCCUGCCAGAUUCUGACUACCCUGAUUGGUUGUGGCAUCUGCUCGAUAAACGUCUCCCAUUGAGUGAACUUAGACGGAAAAAUAUUGAAACUCUCCCCUAUGAGGAUCUCAAACGCUUUGUCAAGCUAGACAACCGUGCAAGUAUCAAGGAAAAUAACUCUGUGAAGGCCAAGAACUAACAUAAAACAAUUUGUAAGAGGUGUUAUCUUGAACUUCUUGUUAAGUUCAAUAGAUUCUUUUUGUCUGAGGUCCUUCAUGUGAUCUGAGUUGAAUUUAAUGACAAAAUGGAUUCGAGGAGAAAUGUUUUAGUAUAUAUCUGUGACUGUAUCUCAAAUCUCAGGGUGCCCCUUCUACAAUUUGUUUUUCUA